This is a messenger RNA of Sycon ciliatum, 2371 nucleotides long. Its product is annotated as beta-secretase 2-like. Gene Ontology annotation, cellular component: membrane. Gene Ontology annotation, molecular function: aspartic-type endopeptidase activity. Gene Ontology annotation, biological process: proteolysis. The transcript has 11 exons. The record is from RefSeq and is a predicted model, not a curated record. NCBI's taxonomy places the organism in Eukaryota, Metazoa, Porifera, Calcarea, Leucosolenida, Sycettidae. Bases 308 to 1807 code for a protein of 499 amino acids.
AUAAUUAUUUAUUUAUUACAGUCAUGACUACCUCUCGAUUUCUGAGCUGACUAUUGCCUUGGCCUUGGUGCAUCUGGUAUGGGAACGGUUUUUGGAUGUCAGAGUUCUCUGCUGUCUGCCACAGUGCAAGCCAGUGUUUGAAACUUUGAUUGUUUACGGGUCUCACGUUUGCAGUGGAUUGCAAACGAUUCUGGUUCACAAUGCACCAAUGAUCACCGUUCUUCUCCAUUACAUUGGAGCAAAUCCGAGACAGUUAGCGGACAUCAGCGGAUGCUUCAGUCCUCUUUAGAGGCUAGUGGUAGCCAACAUGCGUCCGUGCUCGGUAUCGAGGGGCACCUUUGUUUGGUGCUCGCUAGUUCUUCUGAUGAGCAGCAGUAGCAGUGACUGUCAGAACCCGAUCGUUAGUGACCUAUCUGGUUAUCCUGGUCGAGGAUACUCGCUAGAAAUUGGAUUGGGCACACCAGAACAGAAAUUACGUGUUAUUCUGGAUACUGGUAGCAGCAACUUUGCAGUGGCCGGCAAAGCUCAUAAGUACCUCAGCACCUUCUUCAACGCAUCACUAUCAACAAGUUACAAUGGUGCGGGUAGCCGAGUUAGUGUGACAUACACGGAAGGUUACUGGGAAGGUGACCUAGCCCACGAUAGGCUGUCGAUUAGCCAGUUCACACCGCUCAUCGUACAGUUAGAAGCAAUCGAUGCCAGCCAAGACUUCUUUGUGCAGGGUGCCGACUGGCAGGGAAUCCUGGGACUUGCAUAUGCUAGCCUUGCAAAGCCCAGCAGUGCAGUGACACCAGUGUUUGAUUCACUCGUCUCGACUGGCACCGUAUCAAGCAACAUGUUUUCCAUGCAGUUGUGUGGCACCGUGGAUACGGCACGCGCGCUGGAUAUCAGCACCGGCGGAAAGUUUGUGCUGGAUGGUAUUUCCCCUUCUCUUUUCUCUGGAGAAAUCCUGUACACGCCACUGGUGCGAACAGGCUAUUACGAAGUAGUGAUGAACCAGGUCUCUGUCAAUGGGCAAGACUUGGACUAUCCAUGCGUUGAGUACAACACACCGCGCACAAUAGUGGACAGUGGGACAACAGGAUUACGCUUCCCAACGAAAAUCUACAAUCAGAUCGUCGCAAUUCUGCGAGAAUAUGCCGUGAACAACAUUGAUGGUAACCUGAGGAAGUGUCCACAGACUGAUGGGUUCUGGAAAAGUACAGAUGCCUGCUGUAUCCAGCCAUCGCAAAGUGAUGCUCUAUUCCGUGGCUUCCCAAAUAUCACCAUCUCCAUGUCUGAUGACAGCGAUGCGUUUAAGGAGUUCAAGUUGGUUAUUCCGUCACAGCUAUAUCUACAAGCAGAGCUUUCUGCCAAGGGACUUUUGGACUGCUAUAAAUUCUUUGUCCUGCCCUCUGAAUACGGAUCAGUGCUUGGUGCUGUGCUAAUGGAGGGAUACUAUGUCGUGUUUGACAGGCAGAAUAAGCGAAUCGGAUUUGCAAAAUCCACAUGCGAAGUGAGAGACGCCAACUUUCAAAAACCUGCUGUGGUUCAAUCUGCUCCUGUUAAAAGCAAUGCCAGCUGUAUCCAUGCAACCCAGCCGGCGAAGAGCUCUAACAGCCAGGUGAUCGCUGUAGCUGCUGGUGUGAGCAUCGGUGUUAUCGUGGUUGUGUUUGUAAGCGUGCUGUGCUUCAACCGCAAGUGCUGCAGUGGCAAUGCGGACCGAUAUGAUACUCAAAGUGGUGAUGAAGACGGGCGAGGUGCCACAGAUUCCCAGCUAGGAGAGUACACAAACUCGAAGCAUCUGUUGGAGGACAGCGAUUCAUAGUGGCUUCACUCCGCAUGUCUCCACUGUUUACUGGAGUGCAGUUCAAGUAUCGUACAGCUAUCACUGAAUAUGGUCACGGGUGCGUAGAGAAGCUGCUCUCCAUCCGAUGCAUGUCCACGCCAUUGUUCUGAGAAUAGUGCAGCCUAUCUAGACGUGUAGCUAUCCACAGUGCCUCUUUGCCUUGAGCCGGGGAUAGCUGGUAAGUGUAGUACAGUGCUAGUUUGGAAUAUUGCCAGCUGCUGCUGCCCACGCCGCUUUGUUCUCUCUGUUAUCUUAACUAGUGCACCGUGCAUGACCUAGCCUGCAGCACUGUAACUCAUAUUGCACUAACUUAUGUAUUCACUUGACAAGCUGGCUUGUGCAGGUAUGACUAUAGUCUAUAACAUUAGAGCGUGCUGCACGUCUUUAUAGAAACAACAUUGAUGCAAUGACACCGACCUUACGACUGAUACGCUACGCUUUGAAUUGCAGUUUUGACUUGAGAGUUCUUGUAGAUUCUUUCGUAAGAUAUGUAUUUAAAAACAGUUUUCAUGCAUCACAAUACAAAACAACUUUGCGGAUAUG